Molecule: messenger RNA, 2872 nt
Organism: Condylura cristata (star-nosed mole)
Lineage: Eukaryota; Metazoa; Chordata; Mammalia; Eulipotyphla; Talpidae
Gene: CAAP1
Product: caspase activity and apoptosis inhibitor 1
Exons: 6
Coding region: 81-1145 (354 amino acids)
Source: RefSeq, a predicted model, not a curated record
AGUGCCCGCCACCACCGGAGCGGGUUUUUAGUGGCACCAGAAACUACGAGCUUUCUUCGGAUGGUGGCUGCGACGUUAUCAUGACUGGUAAGAAGUCUUCCCGGGAGAAGCGGCGCAAACGAAGCAGCCAAGAGUCGGCCGCGGCUCCAGCAGCCCCGGACUUGGUACCCGCCCUCGCCGGCAGCGGCAGUGGAAGCACCAGCGGCUGUGGGAGCACUAGCGGCUGCGGGAGCGUCAACUGCUGUGGGAACACCGGCUUCACUGGAAGUGUUACGGGCGGUGGGAGCAGCGUGGAGCGCAGCGAGCGCAGGAAGCGCAGGAGCACGGACUCUUCUUCUAGCAUUUCGGGAUCCCUCCAGCAGGAAACCAAGUAUCUUUUGCCAACUUUGGAAAAAGAAUUACUCUUGGCAGAACACAGUGACCUUGAAGAAGGUGGCCUGGACCUGACUGUAUCAUUAAAGCCAGUUAGUUUUUACAUAUCUGAUAAAAAAGAAAUGCUUCAACAGUGUUUCUGUAUCAUAGGAGAAAAGAAGUUACAGAAGAUGCUCCCUGAUGUGUUAAAGAACUGUUCAAUAGAAGAAAUUAAAAAACUAUGCCAGGAACAGUUAGAGCUGCUAUCUGAAAAAAAAAUCUUGAAGAUUCUUGAGGGUGACAAUGGUAUGGACUCUGAUAUGGAAGAGGAGGCAGAAGAUGGCUCUAAGGUGGCAUCCGAUGUAGUCAAUCAACAAGAUACUUGUGUGGACUCUACUUCAUCCCUGAAAGAGAACAAGCAACCUGAAGGUUUGGAAUUAAAACAAGGCAAAGGGGAAGAUAGUGAUGUACUCAGUAUAAAUGCAGAUGCUUAUGACAGCGACAUAGAAGGCCCAUGCAAUGAAGAAACCACUGCUCCUGAGGUCCCAGAAAAUACAGUUCAAAGUGAAGCUGGGCAGAUAGAUGACCUGGAGAAGGACAUUGAGAAAAGUGUGAACGAGAUUCUGGGACUGGCAGAAUCUAGCCCAAAGGAACCCAAAGCAGCCACCCUGACUGUUCCUCCUCCAGAAGAUGUUCAACCGUCUGCACAACAGCUGGAGCUGCUAGAACUUGAGAUGAGGGCGAGAGCCAUUAAGGCCCUCAUGAAAGCUGGCGAUAUAAAAAAAACAACCUAGUUAUUUAACUUGAAUCUGUACUUGAGCAAAGCCAUGUCAUAUUUUGUAUCUGAAGUUUAUUUUGGGUCUUUUAUGAUAUUUCACAUGUAACUCUUAUUUGAUAAAUUCAUCUUAGGUCUGAAAUACCUAUUUUUUUGUUGUUGUUGCUACUUUUCUAUUGUAUGUGCGUUACUUUUUUAUGAAUUCAUGGCAAACAGCUUUGGGUAGUCUAGAUACUUUGUUAGGCGAGUGUUUAGCUAUGUCUGCAAGUUAAAAUCCACAAAGCCAUUAGCAAAGAGUCAUGGCAUUUUGUUUCUUUAUUCUUAAAUGUUUUGCCACCAAAUCUAAAGCCAAUAAAGAUUACCUAAGCAUGUUGCUCUUAAGGCUGCCUAUUUUGCAAUAGAAUAUUAAAAUUAUUGCUUCUAGAUUUGUUAACAAUUGAAACCAGUUUGUUAUGUUGCACUUACAACUAUGUUCUGUCUUGAAGAUGCUUUCUAAGAGUGUGGAUUUAGUAGUAAAAACUGCAUAACAAUUUUUGUUAUAAGGCUUACAGAGCUGAAAUGAUUGCUUAAAAACUUUUUAUUAAAGAAAAAAGAAUUUAUUAUAAGGCCAUUUUUUAACAAUGUAGAACUAACUGCCCAGCUUUAAUUCCAGCAGACAAAUCAUUCUAACAGAUUAUUUGAUCUUAUUGGACACUUUGUUCAGUUUUUUCCUUCAAUAAAAAAGGGGAACACAUUUUCAUUUACAUUCCGAGCUAUCACGAAAAGAAUAUUUGAUCAUACAGGCUUUCAUCUGAUGUUUUUGCUUGAAGAUCUGAUGUACUGUAAUUCCAUGAAUUAAAAAUAAUAAAGACUAUCAUUCUGGAUCUGGAGACUUUUGAUACAUUUCCAAAAGCAAAAUUAAUUUCAGGAAGCUUUGAUGAAUUGAUGUUACAAUUAAUCUAAUUUUGUAUAGUUUUUGUAAAUAAAUUAACAUCCUGCCACAAUCACAGAUGCUUUUUGCCCCAUCACUAAUUGUAGUUGUUUGAUAUCAAAAUUAAUUUAGGGUAUAGACUCUUAAAAUUAAUUAGUUUUUUUUCUAAAAUAUAAACCUGCAACUGUUGUUUUUAUAAUUGCUAACAAAUGUAAUAUAUUUCAUUUAUAAACUAUGCUCCACUAAUGUUGUCUGAGCAUUUUCCUCACACCUAAAAUUUGCAGGGAUUGUGUUAUGUUAACUGGCUUUACUACAUGUCAAUUAUAGAGGGUUCCUUGUGGAAACAGAGUAUUUGUGAAACAUUGGAAUUGUGGUUACAAAUUCAUUUUGUUGUUGCUCUUGAACAUGCCUUGAAAUAAUUCUAUUAUUUUUCCCCAUUGAAUUUUUCUAAUGAAAUACCAAUGCCUGUAUCAUUUGAAUUGCUUCUCUUAGGCUGGUAAAUGCAGAUAGGGUUUAAAUAGUGAGUUCUCAUUGUUUCUGCUUCAAGAUGAAAAAACAUUGAUAUGGUAAAAUAAUUUUGCAAUUCUGAAUUAAACUAAAAGUUAAAAUAACAAUGCAGAAUAAAUGUUAUUGCUGCUUCUGAAUUAUAAAAUGUCAUUAGCAUUUGUGUGAUUAAGCAUCAGAGUAGAAAAAGGUCUGAGUGCUUUGUAGCUGAUGAUUGUCACUACCUUCUUGAAGCAUCAUGUCCUAUUUAGUGUGUAGACUGGGUUAGAGUACAUUUGACUAAACUGGGUAUGUGAGUGAGAAUGAACUGAACAAAUUAAAGGCUACUGAGA